Lolium rigidum is the source of this 508-nucleotide messenger RNA. Its product is annotated as brassinosteroid-responsive RING protein 1-like. Gene Ontology annotation, molecular function: ubiquitin protein ligase activity. Gene Ontology annotation, biological process: protein ubiquitination. Bases 56 to 508 code for a protein of 150 amino acids. The transcript has a single exon. The record is from RefSeq and is a predicted model, not a curated record. Lineage: Eukaryota; Viridiplantae; Streptophyta; Magnoliopsida; Poales; Poaceae.
AAGCUCAAGCCUCGCAACGUUCAAGCUCGCUCUCUGCGCGCGUGGCCGAUCGAUCAUGGGGUUCCCCUUGGUGUGCUACUGCGUGGCGGUCCCGAAGCCGGUGAUCGCCGUCUGCCAGCUCAUCGCCGUCGUCACGCACGUGGUCCUCCUGGCGCUCUCCGCCGUCGGCCUCUGCCGCGCGCCGCCAAGCCGCUCCGUCGCCACCGACAGCGCGCCGCUGCCGGAGGAGGUCAAGGAGCAACUCCCGGCCGUCGAGUUCUGCUGGCUGCAGGGCCAGGAGGGCCUCGUCGGGGCCGCCGCCGCGGCGACGGCGACGUGCAUCGUGUGCCUGGAGCGGCUGGAGGUGACGGACGAGGUGCGGCGGCUGGGCAACUGCGCGCACGCCUUCCACCGUGGCUGCAUCGACGGCUGGAUCGACCUCGGCCGGACCACCUGCCCGCUGUGCCGGUCGCACCUGCUGCCACGGCCCCACCGCGCGCGCGCCGGCUUCCUCGCUCGCUUUUGGUGA